Dovyalis caffra is the source of this 498-nucleotide messenger RNA. Lineage: Eukaryota; Viridiplantae; Streptophyta; Magnoliopsida; Malpighiales; Salicaceae. The record is from the annotation of a GenBank genome assembly.
AUGGCAGUUGGAAGGAUUGAGGUUAUGCUUUCUAUAGCCAUUGUAGCAACUUUGUGGGCAGGAGCUAUGGCACAAUCGUCUUGUACCAAUGUGAUCAUAAGCAUGUCCCCGUGUUUGAACUACAUAACAGGAAACUCAUCGACCCCAUCUUCAUCAUGUUGUACACAGCUUGCUAAUGUUGUCAAGUCGCAACCUCAAUGUCUGUGUGAGGUCGUUAACGGUGGUGCCUCCUCACUUGGAGUCAAUGUUAAUCAGACUCAGGCUCUGGCUCUCCCUAGAGCUUGCAAUGUCCAAACUCCCUCUAUUAGCCGCUGUAAUGCCUCUUCGCCUACAAAUUCUCCAGCAAAACCAAAUUCUCCUUCUGCAGGAACAGGAUCGAAGACGGUACCAUCAACAGAUAAUGGAACAUCAGAUGCAAACUCUACAAAGUUGACAAUGUCUCUGCUCUUCUUCCUCAUCUUCAUAACAUCAUAUGCUUCGACCCUCAUCACCAUAUAA